Messenger RNA from Syngnathus acus (greater pipefish), 1854 nucleotides. RefSeq names its product gamma-enolase. Gene Ontology annotation, biological process: glycolytic process. Gene Ontology annotation, cellular component: phosphopyruvate hydratase complex. Gene Ontology annotation, molecular function: phosphopyruvate hydratase activity; magnesium ion binding. NCBI's taxonomy places the organism in Eukaryota, Metazoa, Chordata, Actinopteri, Syngnathiformes, Syngnathidae. The transcript has 13 exons. Bases 118 to 1422 code for a protein of 434 amino acids. The record is from RefSeq and is a predicted model, not a curated record.
CAUCACCACCCCCCAUCCUGCUCUCCCUCCUCCCGUCCCGUUUUCCUCUCUGGUUGCUUGUGUUGCUCCAGAAGCAUCUCAGCCUCUCGCCAAGACGCGCACGACGCACACGGCAGGAUGUCGAUUGUCAGCAUCGUGGCCAGGGAGAUCCUGGACUCCCGAGGGAAUCCCACGGUGGAGGUGGACCUACGCACCGACAAAGGAGUCUUUCGCGCGGCAGUUCCCAGCGGUGCCUCGACGGGCAUCUACGAGGCUUUGGAGCUCAGAGACGACGACAAGAGCAGAUACAAGGGAAAAGGGGUCCUGAAGGCUGUCGGACAUAUCAAUGACACGUUGGGUCCUGCGCUUAUCGCUUCUGGCAUCGGCGUGGUGGAGCAGGAGCGGCUGGACAACCUGAUGAUCGAGAUGGACGGCACAGAAAACAAAUCUCAGUUCGGGGCCAACGCCAUCCUGGGCGUGUCGCUGGCCAUCUGCAAGGCGGGCGCUGCCCACAAGGACGUCCCCCUAUACCGACACAUCGCCGACCUGGCCGGGAACACGGAAAUGGUUCUGCCUGUGCCAGCGUUCAACGUGAUCAACGGAGGUUCUCACGCCGGCAACAAACUGGCCAUGCAGGAGUUCAUGGUGCUUCCUGUGGGCGCCGAGUCCUUCAAGGAGGCGUUGAGGAUAGGCUCGGAGCUCUACCACACGCUGAAGGGCGUCAUCCAGCAGAAGUACGGACAGGACGCCACCAACGUAGGAGACGAGGGAGGAUUUGCGCCCAACAUCCUGGAAAACAGCGAAGCUCUGGACCUUCUUCAGACGGCCAUUGAGAAGGCGGGCUUCACAGACAAGGUGGUGGUGGGCAUGGAUGUGGCCGCCUCUGAGUUCUACCGUGAGGGCAAGUAUGACCUUGACUUCAAGUCCCCACCUGACGCUGGGCGCCACAUCAGCGCAGAGGAGCUGGCCGACAUCUACCAGGGCUUUGUCAACAACUACCCGGUGGUGUCCAUCGAGGACCCGUUUGACCAGGACGACUGGGAGGCCUGGUCCCGUCUGACGGCUCGCGUGGGCAUCCAGGUGGUGGGCGACGACCUGACGGUGACCAACCCCAAGCGCAUUGAGAAGGCGGCCGAGGAACGCGCCUGCAACUGCCUGCUACUCAAAGUCAACCAGAUCGGCUCCGUCACCGAAGCCAUACAAGCGUGCAAACUGGCCCAGGCCAACGGCUGGGGUGUCAUGGUCAGCCAUCGGUCCGGAGAAACCGAGGACACCUUCAUCGCAGACCUGGUGGUCGGGCUGUGCACUGGACAGAUCAAGACCGGCGCCCCCUGCAGGUCCGAAAGGUUGGCCAAAUAUAACCAGCUCUUGAGGAUCGAGGAGGAGCUGGGGGACCAGGCCCGCUUCGCAGGACACAACUUUAGGAACCCCAGCGUCCUGUGAAAAGCGCACGUGCGCAAGCACGCACGCACACACACACGCACGCACGCUGAGCCAUGUACGAAGGAAAACUCACUCAAGCAAAAACAAGCAAGUUAAAAAAAAAAUGCACUGGACUCUUAUGACGUAAGGGGGAUGAGGCUGUAUGCACCGCACACGCGCCCACACACACACACACUUGCAAGUGGAGUUCAAAAGCCAGCCAUGCUCCGUUAUGCAGUUUUGAAAGUGUACUUUGAAAAGAAAGUGAAGGCUUCUCCUCUCCAUCCUCAUUUUCUCCUUUUCGACUCCACGUGACACUAAGGUCACAUUAAAAAAAAAAACGACUUUGCUAUGCGUGUACUUCCUGUAAGAGAUUUAAAGGAACAAUAUCAGCAAGAAGCAGCAGCUGACGGCACAUGCAAAAGGUGUGAAAUAAAAUCAUUUACAGUUGGA